Ctenopharyngodon idella (grass carp) is the source of this 1929-nucleotide messenger RNA. RefSeq names its product phospholipase A2, group XIIB (gene pla2g12b). NCBI's taxonomy places the organism in Eukaryota, Metazoa, Chordata, Actinopteri, Cypriniformes, Xenocyprididae. Gene Ontology annotation, molecular function: A2-type glycerophospholipase activity; calcium ion binding. Gene Ontology annotation, cellular component: extracellular region. The transcript has 4 exons. Gene Ontology annotation, biological process: lipid catabolic process; cholesterol homeostasis; phospholipid metabolic process. Bases 100 to 849 code for a protein of 249 amino acids. The record is from RefSeq and is a predicted model, not a curated record.
CUGUUUGUGCUGCUCACUCUUUCCCUCUAAGCCCUUCGACUUUAUCUGUCUCCCCUUCUCCUUGGAGCCUACAGACCUCAUAGGACCCGGUGCUACAUUAUGUUUCCACGUGCAUUGCCAUUGCUCCUGCUAUGUAUCUCUGCAGGUUUGGCUGCCACACUUAUCCAGGCCUCUGUUGAUGGGGAGGCAGUGGAUUCGCCUGCUGACGGAUCCGUUUUACCUGAAGCUCAGGCUGGUGAUACCCAAGAUGUUCCGCUUAAUGAGGAGUACCAGGCAGAACAUAUCUUGAUGGCAGAUGCCCCUGUUGAGGGAAAACCUGCAGAGACCCAGAGUACCACUCAAGAAUCUGAGGAUGAGUCGGACUGGGGCUUCGGUUCUAUCAGAGGGAGUUUCCAGGCAGUGAAUGGCUAUUUUGACUCUAUUCUGGAGCUGAUGGGAGGCCGGGAUGGUGUAUGUCAGUACCGCUGUAGACAUGGUAAAGCUCCUCAGCCUCGUGUUGGCUAUCAGAUGCCAGAACCUGAUGGUUGUAGCACCUCACUUCUUGGCUUCCAGGUACCGAAUAGUUUUGAUAUGGGUGUUCCAGCCAUGACCAAAUGUUGUAAUCAGCUAGACAUUUGCUAUGACACCUGUGGCUCUAACAAGUACCGCUGUGACACCAAAUUCCGCUGGUGCCUCCAUAGCAUCUGUGGUGACCUGAAGAAGAGCCUGGGACUCAUGUCAAAGGUUGAAGCAUGUGAGACCUUUGCGGACACUAUGUAUAACACCGUGUGGACUUUGGGCUGCAGGCCCUUCAUGAACGGCCAGAGGGCAUCCUGCUAUUGUGAAGGAGAAGAGAAGGAUGAGCUGUGAAGACCUACAAACCACAAAAACACACCACAAUCAACACACAUAAACACAUUAAAGGUUAAAACUACUACACAAUGGGUCAGUAUUACGAUGAAUAUCAUUAAAACACAUCAAGGUCACAUUUCACCACAAAAAUUCAAAGAAACAAUUAGGCACAUUUUGAUCCAAAAUUCGAAUUACGACAAUGUAUCACAGUGGUGACAGUUAAUGGAUUCUGAUUAGUCUAAUUAGUCAUUAGUGUAGUAUCAUAAUUUUGUGUCGUAUAAAUAAUUAUGUAUCUUUUUUCUUUGCAUUGCAGUAAGAGAUUUUUUUUUUUUUUUUUUUACUUUUUGGUCCUAAAAAUAGGCACAUUUUAUAUUUUUGGGGUGAAAUAUGACCAUCACAUGUUCUUGACGUGUUCAUGAGAUUCACCCAGUAACCCUGGUGCUAGUGGAUCCAGUUUAGUUAAAUAAAUACAGAAGAGUUUAUAUUGCAUGUGUAAAAGUGGCAGUUCCACAAAUUUGUAGUGUGCGCGCUUGUGUAUGGGUUUGUUAUAUAGGAAGACAAUAUCCAUAAAAAUAAAUAUUGUCUCAAUUUCAUGUACAAUUAAAAAAAAAAAAAAAAAAAAAUCAAAAUUGCAACACAAACUUCCCACAAUAGCUGACACUAUGUUAACUAAUAUUUAAUUUAUUAUUAAGAAACAUUGUUCCAAACUAAGUUGUUAUUUUGUUUUGGCAUAAUCAAAAUAUGAUUUUGUUGAACCUCAGUAGAGUAGUGAUAUUUAUUUAAACAAAGUUUAAUUGUCUGAAUAUCAUAUGCUGAAAACUAAAUGUUAAUUUUUUUUAAAAUUUUGUUUUAUUUGUCUUUUUAUUUUAAAUGUAAUUAAACAUAGAAUCAGUGUUGAACAGUAACACGCAGGAAUGUAUAUUGCCAUUUGAGAGACAAUGUGACUACAAACUGUGAAAAAUAACUUUAUUGGCUGUAAAAUCACUUUAUUUUCCCCAUCAGUAAAACAGUGUUGAAUGUAAAUGCAAAUUAUCCAUUCAGGAUUGUAAAAUGCUACUCAGUUUCAUGUUCUAAGCUUUAUUAAAAAAUGCUACUCAG